ACUUUAAGCGCGGCUGUUUGUCAUGUAGGUUCACUGAAGUCCAGACAAUGCGCUCGCGGUGAAGUUUGCCAAUGAUAGAGUCCUUGGUGAGGUCGCGUCGCAGUGCACACUGCCUGUUUGAAACAGCUGCUUCAGUGUGUUAGGAGGAGCAAAAGUCAUGGACGAGACGCGUCUCGCGGUGUGUUUUCUAUCCUUCCUGACACUCUGUCUUGAUUUGGGAUUCACUUUCGGACAAAAUAAAGACACCGAGUUCACUUUCCUUCUGCCUGCUGGAGCAACCGAGUGCUUCUUCCAGACGGCCACCAGGAACAGCAGCAUGGAAGUGGAGUACCAGGUGAUCGCAGGCUCAGGACUGGACGUGGGCUUCACUCUGAUCUCCCCCCGAGGGUACAGACUGGUCUCAGACUUUAGAAAAUCUGACGGCAUCCACACUGUUGAAUCCACUGAGGAGGGCGACUACAGGAUCUGCUUUGAUAACAGCUUCAGCCGUAUGUCGGAGAAGAUGGUGUAUGUGGAGGUGAUCAUGGAUGGACCAGAAGGAGAGGAUGAGGAUGAUGAAGACUGGGCUGCGCUGGCUGAACCCGAGGACUCAUUGGAGUACAAACUGGAGGAUAUCAGGGACUCGAUGGACGCAGUGCACAAGAGCCUAGAGCGAAGCCGUCAGCUUCAGACGACACUGCGGGCGUUCGAGGCUCGUGACCGAUACCUGCUGGAGGAUAACCUGUGGCGCGUCUCCUUCUGGUCCUGCGCCAGUCUGCUGGUGAUGAUCAGCGUGGCCCUCACACAGGUCUACACGUUACGCAGAUUAUUCAAUGACAAACACAAAGUUUGCACAUAGCAAAGUUGAACACUGUAACACCCAAUGCACUGCCAAUGUCAAAUAUUAAAAGGAUGGAUUCUGGACACUCUCAGGUCCGAACUAAACACUCUAUGAAAUUGUGAGGUCUUUAGAGAUAUCAGUGAAAUCUUGAAGUUGUGCUAGUUUUAAUUAGUAGAAUAUGUAGCAGUUAACACUAAAUUUACUUGAAGUACUGUACAGACAUUUGAAUGUGAAUCUAAUUUUGUACUUGACUUUUAAAACACUGCAGUUAAAAUCAUUUAUGUGACUUUUGAAAUGAAUAACAUUUGCGAGUAGAUUGGAUUAUGUGGUAUAAAUAAAAGAAAAUGCAAGGAAUAGUUUUGUUUUAAAUGGCUUUAUUAUACAGCGCAUUAGCAUCUUGUUUGAAACACAAAAUAAAUCUAGGUCGUUGGUGUUAUUUCACAUCAAUUCAUGACUAGACUAAGUUAUUACUCAGAUUCAUAACACCACUUUCAAGACUGUCGUCUUUAAUCUCUAAUGCUGAUUCAUUUUCAGUAUUUCUAAUAUUCUUCCAUCACCCUGCAACAAUAUACAAAUAUUCUCAUUAACCAAGUCAUAUUUAUGUACAACUGUCUUCAUUAUAAAAAAUACCUAUAAAUAAGUGUCCCUAGAGAGUCGCCAUUUAUCACACAUACACAAAUUUGGCACUAAGGUCACCCUUUGCAAAUCAGGAAAUUAAAUCCGACAAAGGCUGUU
Molecule: messenger RNA, 1555 nt
Organism: Danio aesculapii
Lineage: Eukaryota; Metazoa; Chordata; Actinopteri; Cypriniformes; Danionidae
Gene: tmed1a
Product: transmembrane p24 trafficking protein 1a
Exons: 4
Coding region: 158-838 (226 amino acids)
Biological process (GO): intracellular protein transport; Golgi organization; endoplasmic reticulum to Golgi vesicle-mediated transport
Cellular component (GO): endoplasmic reticulum-Golgi intermediate compartment; Golgi apparatus; COPII-coated ER to Golgi transport vesicle
Source: RefSeq, a predicted model, not a curated record